Messenger RNA from Equus quagga, 4194 nucleotides. RefSeq names its product ring finger and FYVE like domain containing E3 ubiquitin protein ligase (gene RFFL). The transcript is spliced from 7 exons. Gene Ontology annotation, cellular component: plasma membrane; cytoplasm. Gene Ontology annotation, biological process: protein K48-linked ubiquitination; negative regulation of extrinsic apoptotic signaling pathway via death domain receptors; proteasome-mediated ubiquitin-dependent protein catabolic process. Gene Ontology annotation, molecular function: ubiquitin protein ligase activity. The record is from RefSeq and is a predicted model, not a curated record. Bases 510 to 1745 code for a protein of 411 amino acids. NCBI's taxonomy places the organism in Eukaryota, Metazoa, Chordata, Mammalia, Perissodactyla, Equidae.
AGGCAGCAGGGAUAGGAGUGAGAAGUAGGGAGGACUUGGAAUGAGUGGUGGACGGGCUCAAGGGUAUCUGCCUGAGUGAGGACAGGGUUGGUGGGCUCAAGACCGGGGGAACCCGGAUGCUGCUGCUGUCACAGAAGACUCCAGGAGAAAUUAAUCUUCAAUAUCCUUAUACCAUGAGUGGUUGGCUCAUUUCUACAACCAUAGCAGGACAUGAUAUGUUAAGCUAGGAAUGGCAAGUCCCUGGCGCUUGUACCAUUUGGGCAUCCUGAGCCCAUGUAGACAUCAUCAGUCAGGCAAGCAUUCCUUUUUUUGUUGAGGAAGAUUGGCCCUGAGCUAACAUCUAUGUCAGUCUUCCUCUAUUUUGUAUGUGGGACGUCACCACAGCGUGCCUUGAUGAGCGGCAUGUAGAUCUGCACCUGGGAUCUGAACCCAUGAGCCCCGAGCCACCAAAGUGGAGUGUGUGAACUUAACCGCUACGCCAAUGGACUGGCCCCCAAGCAUUCUUUUUUAUGGAGUUCAAAGUCUUUCGCAGUUUUUCUCCACUCAGCACUCCAGGUAGCCGCAACCAUCAGUUGGAGUUGACCUUCAGGGUGGAGCUGGUUGCCACCUCUGCCCUGGGCAGAUCUGCCAUGUUUCCUGUAUGUGAUUUUAUCAUGUGGGCAACCUGCUGCAACUGGUUCUGCCUGGAUGGACAGCCUGAGGAGGCCUCACCACCCCAGGGAGCCAGGACGCAGGCCUAUUCUAACCCUGGGUACAGCUCCUUCCCUUCCCCAACAGGCUUGGAACCCAGCUGCAAGGCCUGUGGGGCCCACUUCGCAAACACAGCCAGGAAGCAGACCUGCUUGGACUGUAAGAAAAAUUUCUGCAUGACCUGUUCGAGCCAGGUGGGGAAUGGGCCCCGCCUCUGCCUUCUCUGCCAACGAUUCCGAGCCACAGCCUUUCAGCGGGAGGAGCUCAUGAAGAUGAAGGUGAAGGACCUGAGGGACUAUCUCAGCCUCCAUGACAUCUCUACCGAAAUGUGCCGGGAGAAAGAGGAGCUGGUGUUCUUGGUGCUUGGCCAGCAGCCUGUAAUCUCCCAGGAGGGCAGGACUCGGGCCCCCACCUUGUCCCCGGACUUCCCCGAGCAGCAGGCCUUCCUGAUCCAGCCUCACACCAGCACAGUACCUCCUACCUCACCCAGCCGCCCUUCUUCACCCACACAAGCCGCUUCUGUUCCCCCCGCGCCCGCUCAGGAACAUCAGCAGGCCAGUGGCCAUGUGUCUCAGGACCAAGAGGAACCCGUCUUCCUGGAGAGCACAGCCAGAGCACCUGCUGAGGAUGAGACCCAGUCCGUCGACUCAGAGGACAGCUUUGUCCCGGGCCGGAGGGCCUCUCUGUCUGACUUGACUGACCUAGAGGACAUUGAAGGUCUGACUGUGCGGCAGCUGAAAGAGAUUCUGGCUCGCAACUUCGUCAACUACAAGGGCUGCUGUGAGAAGUGGGAGCUGAUGGAGAGGGUGACGCGGCUGUACAAGGAUCAGAAAGGACUCCAGCACCUGGUGUGCAGUGCUGAAGACCAAAACGGGGGAGCAGUGCCGUCCAGCCUGGAGGAGAACCUGUGUAGGAUCUGCAUGGACUCGCCCAUUGACUGUGUCCUGCUGGAGUGUGGCCACAUGGUAACCUGUACGAAGUGUGGCAAGCGCAUGAAUGAGUGUCCCAUCUGCCGGCAGUACGUGAUCCGAGCGGUGCACGUCUUCCGAUCCUGAGGACUUGUACCGACUUCGUCAGUGCCUUAUAGGGACACAGCUGAGGUGUCUGGGCUCAGGGUUGGCCAGCUUGCAGAGGGGCAGGCUAACAAGAAAAUUUGCAGUGUUCCCAAGACCAGAGCAAACAAAGAUGCUAUGUCACCUCUGGGCAUGCCUCUCUUGCCAUGGAGAUGCACCUCUUGGCUGGGAGAGCCCGGGGCCAGUGGGAACUGGUACAGAUUGCAUGGGCAAGCCCGUUUCAAUGAUCUUGGGGUGAUGAUGGUAGUUGAAGAAGAGAAGACUUUCCAGAACUUGGACCAUAUCUUCCUCCCUUCCUCCGAGAAUCUAAACUCAGUUUCAGCCUUCCUCCUGUACCCUACCCAUCCCCUGAACUGCUUGCCUCUGUGUUUCACCAAUCAGAAGUCCUGGUAGAAAUGGUUCUCUUCCUCCCCAGCACAUUUGGAUUUAUUUCUGGUCUCUCUGGCUUUUUGUGCAUUAACCUCCCUUUGCUGAAGUGUCUUGCUACAUUGCCUAAAAUCCAUUUGUUUCUUCAGACCAAAAAAAUAUUAGCUUACCAGACCAAUAGUGAUCUUCCUUAGGACAGAAUUUGGACCAGUAAAUGUCUCUCUGGUGAGAAAUGAAACACAAAUGCUAUUGAAAAAUUUCAUCGUUAAGAGUUCCUUCCUUGAGUGCUGGGAUUAGAAGCUAUCGGUUUCCUGACCUGAACUUGGGAGCCAACAAAAGCCUCUGGCUCCCCAGCUGCUGGGAAAUUCUAGUUUCCAUGUGUGAGAGAGGAUGCGUGGAUAUCUCUGCCGCUUCUUUAGGGGCCUCACUUUGUGCCAUCAUUAGUUUUAGCUUAUGAGAAAAGGGGAAGUGGUGGGUGGAAGCAGUGGCUUUCUGUUUAACUUUGACUUCUCCAAUGGACAGGAGUCUUAAACCACUUUCCCUGAGAAUGAAGUCCCUCUCUUUUCCAUGGAAGUUUUAAACAUGCUCGCAUUGAAGGUAUAGAGACUUAGGCAAUGAGCCUUGCUUUUCUCUAGCCAAACUUCUCAUGAAGUUCCUGGAGACCAAACAUGUAUGACAGAGCAGCUAAGAGGUAUUAGAAGGUACUUGGAUUCAGCUCUUGAGCAGAUAGCUGGAAGUCUUAAUUUCCCGGGGUGGGGAGGACUCCCUACUCCCAUUUCCUUUCUCAGCCUACUGAUUGGGGGCACGUCAGGAAGAAUUCUCUAGGCCCUUUAGCAAGGACCAUCAAUGAGUUGCUGAUGUUUUUGACCUCUCUUAAGGUCUUUACACCACUGGAAGAGCCAAAGGGCUUAAAAGUUUGCUGGAGAAGCUUAACCAAGCACAAACCUACAUGGCUAUCAGAAGAGCUGUGUGUGCUGCCAUUACCAAUGGGUGAACUAUGCAAACCCUAAACACCUGAGGGCCUUGGCAGAGUGACCCCCGCCCCCCAUACGUCUAAGAUCUCUCAGACUAGAAGAACCAAUCACGACUUUGGAAAGCACUGGGAAACCUCUAAGGGGAUCUGUUUAUCGGUACACACAUUCUUAUGCUUUCUCUCCAUCAUCAACCACUAAUCCCCCUUAGAGGAAUGGAAUAAUUUCAUAAAGUAGUUGUCAGCUGAACACUAGGCCGCUUACCUCAACAUUAUACCCAGUCCUGGAUGAUCUGAUUCUGGGCCACAGCCUUUGUAGGAAUUGGGGGAAAGGAGAUUUCCCUGUGAAGAUACCAUGUUUUGCCUUUCUGCUGGACAGUAAAUACUAUAGUGUACAAUGCCUACCCGUUUAGCAAAGGGUUCAGCUACUCCUUGGUUCCACUGUGAAACAGGUCAAUAUAUAUGCAACUCAGUUAAGAUCUAACCAUAACUUCAGGGUAGAAGCUGGCUCUCUCCUUACUUAAAACUUGCUUUCUCUGCUGAGGCUUCACCUCUCCCUACCUCCCAAUUUCUCUCCUAGAUAUGAGUUAAAAAAUAGUAUCCUGAUGGUUGGUUAGUAACACGAGUAAGAAUUAGAACUGAUGUCAUUUACUGAUUUUAGAGAAAGAACUUGCCCUUAAGUAUUCUAACCUUUUGGUGAAGGUUUCCACUUAGGAAAAAAGGUGUCAAACAACCCUGUUGUUUUUUGUUUUUUUUUGGUUUUGUAUCUUCUUUAUUAUUACACCAAAUAAAAGCUGGGAAUUCCAAGGUCCCAUUUCAGUUACUGUCUAACCUUAUAGAAAAUUUGAUUUUUAUCCUUGAAUUCUCCCUUCUGCCCCUCAUGGAUCCUUGGUCUUAAUUAUCAUGGAAACAUCUAAUUCUCCCAAUUAUUCCAUGGCUUUUGCUGUGAUUGUUCGGAGAUUUCAGCUGAGACUUGUUUUAAAAGACCUGGAGAGCUGACUGGUUCAUAAUACAUUGGAAUAGUUGGAUCCAAACUAAUAAGAAUAAGCUGUACAGAAAUCAGUGCUCAAUAUAUGUUGUAUAAAUUUGUUGAAA